Messenger RNA from Penaeus chinensis, 684 nucleotides. Its product is annotated as cuticle protein 7-like. The coding region runs from base 53 to 448 and encodes 131 amino acids. The transcript is spliced from 3 exons. The record is from RefSeq and is a predicted model, not a curated record. Gene Ontology annotation, cellular component: extracellular matrix. Lineage: Eukaryota; Metazoa; Arthropoda; Malacostraca; Decapoda; Penaeidae.
GGCUGCCUUGUGCCUUCAGUGUCUCUUCUGAAGCCAUAGCACCACCACCGUCAUGAACCGAUCCCUUGCCUCCCUCCUCCUCCUGGCUAGCCUGGUGCUCGCUAAGCCAACUUUAGUCCCGAACUACGGUCUUCCUGCGCCACCGGUCUACCCAGUCGCGCCGCCCAAGUACGCCUUCGAGUACGCCGUCAACGACCCUCCCGCCGGGAACCAGUUCGGCCACUCGGAGACCCGCGACGGCUACAGGACCGACGGCGAGUACUUCGUCCACCUCCCCGACGGCCGCGUCCAGACCGUCACUUACUACGCCGACCAGACAGGUUACUACCCUACAGUGCACUACAAGGGUGCGGCUGUUUACCCAACCGCCCGCGCCUACCACGCCCCCGCCCCCGCCUACCACGCCCCCGCCCCCGCCUACCACGCACCGGUCUAUGGCCACCAUUAAACUAGCUUCACCGAGUGUCACCAUUCGAAUGCACGGCGGAAAAAUACAACUGUAAAUUGUACAUGAUGAUAACAAUAUGAAAAACACAAAUCAUCACCGUAGUAACUACGAUGGUCAAGCUAUUCCAUCCACUUUGUGCAACUACACUGGAUUUCCAGAAACAAACAUGUCACAAUAAGCAUACAGCUGGUAGAACACUUGGCAUAACAUAAAUGGAAAUAAAACAUCGGAUGAAA